Molecule: messenger RNA, 3111 nt
Organism: Ctenopharyngodon idella (grass carp)
Lineage: Eukaryota; Metazoa; Chordata; Actinopteri; Cypriniformes; Xenocyprididae
Gene: smu1b
Product: SMU1 DNA replication regulator and spliceosomal factor b
Exons: 13
Coding region: 474-2093 (539 amino acids)
Biological process (GO): mRNA splicing, via spliceosome
Cellular component (GO): precatalytic spliceosome
Molecular function (GO): protein binding
Source: RefSeq, a predicted model, not a curated record
UCUUGUGUAUUGCAAGAUUGGACAAUGGCAAUCACUGUCGAUUGCUAAUAGACCAAUACUUUAUAUUCUAUAUAAGAUUAUAGCGUCAAUACAGUUAAGUAUUAGUUCUCUAUAAAUGAUGAUUGAUUGAUUGAUUUAACUAUAGUAAUUGUGCUUCUUAUAAUACAUCAGCUUUAUGGCUUUGGUGCACCAUCCGCCUGCACGAUCUCUCGGCACCUGAUGGCAACCUUGCGGGGGUUUUUUUCCCAUUAAUUCCUCCACACGCGUCAUUAAUCCGCCCUCCCAAAAAUCCGCAACAAUUUGUGAGAGGUUUCUGUGAUUUCAGACGCGUGAGCAAUAAAUACAACAGCACGUGUAAUGGGCGGUCACGGCCACACGGUGUUCACGUGGCUGAGGACCAACACAACACAGCAGCGCUGGCGAAUAUUGGCACAUUCUAUCCAGACGGCGACUUCAUCAACAACCUCGCAAUCAUGGACCUUGAAGUGGAAUCCGCAGACGUGAUUCGCUUGAUCAUGCAAUAUCUGAAGGAAAAUAAUUUGCACCGCACUCUGGCGACGCUUCAAGAGGAGACGACCGUCUCGCUCCACACGGUCGACAGCAUCGACAGCUUCAUCUCCGAUAUCAACAACGGCCACUGGGAUAUAGUGUUGCUCGCAAUCCAGUAUCUGAAACUUCCUGACAAGCUGCUCAUUGACUUGUACGAACAGAUUGUGCUGGAGUUGAUUGAGUUGGGGGAGCUGGGAGCAGCCCGGUGUUUACUGAAGCAGACUGAUCCCAUGAUCAUGCUUAGCCACACUCAACCUGAGCGCUACUCGCACAUGGAGAACCUUCUCACCCAGCCAUACUUUGACUCACAAGUGGCAUAUCCAGUGGGCAGCAGUAAAGAGAAGCGCAGACUGGCUAUUGCUCAAGCUUUUGCAGGAGAGGUCUGUUUGGUGCCACCUUCUCGUCUCAUGGCUCUUCUGGGCCAGGGCCGUAUAUGUGAAGGGGCUCUGUACAGGUUACAGGAGACCAAAGCACUAAGGCAGUUUGGCUCAUUAGCAAUGCUGUCUCUGAAGUGGCAGCAGCACCAAGGUCUCUUACCUCCAGGUAUGUCAUUGGAACUGUUCCGGGGCAAAGGUGCAUUGAAGGACAUGGAGGAGGAGCGCUUUCCUACUCAGCUCAGUCGCCUCAUAAAGUUUGGGCCAAAAUCCCAUGUAGAGUGUGCUCGAUUCUCUCCUGAUGGACAGUAUUUGAUUACUGGAUCUGUUGAUGGUUUCAUUGAAGUCUGGAACUUCACCACUGGUAAAAUUCGGAAGGAUCUGAAGUACCAAGCUCAAGACAAUUUCAUGAUGAUGGAUGAGGCUGUGCUGUGCUUGGCAGUAAGUCAUGACUCCGACAUGAUCGCCUCUGGAGCUCAGGAUGGAAAGAUACAGGUUUGGAGAAUUCUGAAUGGAACAUGCCUGAAUAGAUUAGAACGAGCCCACAGCAAAGCAGUCACCUGUGUCUGCUUCAACAAGGACAGCAGUCAACUAUUAAGUGCCUCCUUUGACCAGAUUAUCAGGCUUCAUGGUUUGAAAUCAGGAAAGACGCUGAAGGAGUUUAAAGGCCAUACGUCUCAUGUAAAUGAGGUCAUCUUCUCACAUGAUGGCCAUCAUGUCAUUAGCGCGUCGGCAGAUGGCACGGUAAAGGUCUGGAACAUGAAGACAAUGGAUUGCACCCACACAAUAAAAACCCCUGACAUUCCUGAGGGUACAGACAUCACUGUUAACAAUGUUGUGCUUGUCCCAAAGACUCCUGAGCACUUUGUGGUGUGUAAUAGGACCAACACAGUGGUUGUUACGAAUAUUCAUGGCCAGGUGAUGAGGAGUUUCUGUUCAGGCGUAAGAAGGGGAGGAGACUUUGUUUGCUGCACGUUGUCUCCACGUGGAGAGUGGAUUUAUUGCGUGGGAGAGGACUAUGUGCUGUACUGCUUCAGCACCAUCACUGGCAAACUAGAGAGAACCCUCACGGUACAUGAAAAAGACGUGAUUGGCAUAACUCACCACCCCCAUCAGAAUCUCAUCGCCACAUACAGCGAAGAUGGCCUACUCAAACUCUGGAAGCCGUGAGUCUCGUCCUUCAGAAUAUGAAUUCUGUAUACGCGUCCUGUGUUUCUAUGUUCUGGAUUUGUGGCAUCCCCGAAAACACACAUCUCUGCCUUUAUAUGCCUGCUAUGAAAUUGUUUUCCAUUCAAGGAAUUCAAUUCUUCAUUUUUCCACAUCAUGCUUCGAGAGGCUCACGCACCAACCAACUGGGUCCACAGCUUCAUAAGAUUCAGGACCUCUUCAACAUCUGAAACUAACUACAUCUCACUUCAUAAUGCUAAUGUUCCUCUCAAGUCUCUAGUGGUAAACAUGAAAAACUGCACGAAUGUACUGGUCUUUUACUAUUAUUAAGGGCUUUAUAGUAUUGUCUGUGAUAAUAUCUGCAUGCAAGAUUUAGCCCGAACAAAAUUAAUGUGGUAAAUGUACUGGUUUUCUUUGCAAAGACCAUUCUUGAAGUUUGACAUCUUUUAUGUGAAUGUAUGUAUUAUCUUUGAUCAUUUUGGCCAAAGACAAAUAAUCAGUAUGUACUUGCUCAUAAUGUGACAUUGCACUAGCCUUGGACACAUUGAGGACAUUUUCACAUAUUUGUACUUGUGUACAUUUAGAAUUCUGAUAUGUUUAGAAUUCACAUGGUACAAUAUUGUGUUGAUUAUAAUGGUUUAGUGUGUUUUAACACUCAACCAAGCACAUCUACUUGUACUGCAUGCAGGUGAACAUAUUAUGCAGUUACUGCAAUACUGUAUGGGAGUAAUCAGUGUGGUUUAUAUUCUGAUAAUUACAGAUUAUUUUUUAAUCAAGGAUAUUCACUUUUGUUUGAAUAUUGGUAUAACACUGCUUUACAGUGUAAGUCUCUGAGUAUCUUACAGUGUUGGUAAAUAAUGUGCUGAUAUUGCUGCAGUUUAAUUAAAAUUCAAGCAUGAAUAAUCCAUGACAAUCUUUUCAAAGAUUUGUCAUUAAGAUGCAUCAUUAACUGGUUAGAUGUGGAUUGCUUGAUAUUUGCAGUAGAUCUCCAAUAAAGAUGUAGAGACAUCUUAAUAUGCAA